AUGACGGACAAGAAGAACGAGGAUUACGAGCUCCGCUCCUCCGAGUCAUUUGGAGAGAAGGAUGGCUUUCUGGCUCGGCCUCCCCCAAGGCCGCGUCCUACUCUUGGAUCGCCAAUCAGCAAGAUUGACAACAGUCCCGGCGCUGCCAUUCUCGCCUACUGCUUCUCUUCCAUCAGCAUGACCGUCGUCAACAAAUACGUCGUUUCAGGCCAGUUCUGGAACCUCAACUUUCUUUACCUUGCUGUCCAGUCCAUCGUGUGCAUCCUUACCAUUAUCGUGUGCAAGAACCUCGGAAUGAUUACGAACCUGGCGCCAUUCGACACUGACAAGGCAAAGAAAUGGUUCCCUAUCGCACUCCUCCUGGUUGGCAUGAUUUACACGGGCACCAAGGCCUUGCAAUUUCUCUCUGUGCCGGUAUACACCAUCUUCAAGAACUUAACCAUCAUCGUCAUCGCGUACGGCGAGGUUUUGUGGUUCGGCGGCAGUGUCAGCCCUCUUGCCCUUCUCUCGUUUGGCCUGAUGGUCCUCAGCUCCGUUGUUGCCGCCUGGGCUGAUGUCCAGCAUGCUCUUGGAGGUGGAUCGCAGUCUGCCGAAGCCUCUGCCGCCGUUUCGACCUUGAACGCUGGGUACGCGUGGAUGGGCAUGAACGUUUGCUGCACUGCGGCCUAUGUGCUGGGCAUGCGCAAAGUUAUCAAGAAGAUGAACUUCAAGGACUGGGACACCAUGUUCUACAACAACCUUUUGACGAUUCCCGUCCUCAUCGUUUGCACAUUCCUUGCCGAGGACUGGUCUUCGGCAAACAUCGAGAAGAACUUCCCCGUCGAGUCGCGCAACAGCCUGUUUGUCGGCAUGAUCUAUUCGGGACUCUGCGCCAUCUUCAUCUCCUACUGCUCUGCAUGGUGCAUUCGUGUCACCUCGUCAACGACAUACUCUGUGGUUGGCGCACUCAACAAGCUUCCCAUUGCCAUCAGUGGUCUGGUCUUUUUCGACGCCCCUGUCACAUUUGGCAGUGUGUCGGCUAUUGUUGUUGGCUUCGUCAGCGGUAUUGUCUACGCCCGUGCAGGAGUGAUGGCCGAGGGCACAAUAGCAUGUGAACUCGGCCAGGUUCGGCUUCGCUCUGCUCUUGAGAUCAGCAUAGACAAGAAAACCUGUGCCGCGAUGCAUGCUUCAGCCUUUGAGGUGUGGGCGGAAGAGCGGAACAAGGAGAAGCACGAGAUGACAAGAUACGAAAAGGCGUGUUAG
Molecule: messenger RNA, 1242 nt
Organism: Colletotrichum lupini
Lineage: Eukaryota; Fungi; Ascomycota; Sordariomycetes; Glomerellales; Glomerellaceae
Product: UDP-galactose transporter
Exons: 5
Coding region: 1-1242 (413 amino acids)
Cellular component (GO): Golgi apparatus
Molecular function (GO): GDP-mannose transmembrane transporter activity; antiporter activity
Source: RefSeq, a predicted model, not a curated record